Molecule: messenger RNA, 3439 nt
Organism: Homarus americanus (American lobster)
Lineage: Eukaryota; Metazoa; Arthropoda; Malacostraca; Decapoda; Nephropidae
Product: ubiquitin-conjugating enzyme E2 J2-like
Exons: 5
Coding region: 134-844 (236 amino acids)
Source: RefSeq, a predicted model, not a curated record
UGUCAGUCGCCUGGGAGCAGCUGACGUCCCUGCCUGACCGUCAGCUGAUCAACCAAAUACAUCAGCAUUUAACUCCAAUUCCUUCAGCACAAUGAAUAUUUAAUACAAUUUAAGAAUUUGGAUUUUGGGAGUUAUGCCAAAGCACUCGGGCACAGCUUCAGCGCGCCUUCGGGCUGACUACAUGCGCAUCAAGCGUGACCCUGUGCCUUAUGUCAUGGCUGAGCCCCUACCAUCCAACAUUCUUGAGUGGCAUUAUGUAGUCGAGGGUCCAGAACAGAGUCCUUAUGAAGGUGGGUAUUACCAUGGCAAGUUGGUGUUCCCCAUGGAGUACCCCUUCCGUCCUCCAAGCAUCUAUAUGAUCACCCCAUCAGGACGCUUCAAGACCAACACACGCCUCUGCCUCUCCAUCUCAGAUUUUCACCCAGACACAUGGAAUCCUGCCUGGUCUGUUGCGACGAUACUCACAGGGCUUUUAUCAUUCAUGGUAGAAAAAUCUCCAACAGUUGGUAGCAUUGAAACAAGUGAUUAUGAGAAAAGACAGUUAGCUCAGCAGAGUCUGAGUUUCAACCUUAAGGACAAGGUCUUCGCUGAAUUAUUUCCUGACACUAUGGAGGUGAUCCAGAAUAAAUUGACUCAGCGCGAACAGGAGCUGGCAGAGAGAGCGAAGGCUGCAGAGUCAGGGAAUCAAAGCGACAGAGGUCAGACAAGCAAUGAUAGUGCAAACCAAAACCUCGAUGCUAGUCAGAUGUCCGCUCUGACGAACCUUCUUGUUGUUGUUGGCUUUGCCUUAUUUGCGUGGACGGUGACAUAUGUUGUGUCGACUCUAAGCGAAGAAGAAGGAUAAUGUGAAUUAUAUUUCUGCAGUGGCUAAUAUGAUGUUUUAGAAUUCAAUUAUAUUUUGGAAAAUACUAAAGAAAUUAUCAAGACUACACAUAGGGAAGACUGAUAUUCAGUAUCCCAACUAUAUUAGAUUAAAUUAAAUGCUUUGAAAAGUCAUAUAUUUCUGUUUAUACAAAUCCUCACCAUCACUCACAAGUUAUUUUAAGCUUGUAGUCAGGGUUUAAUUUAAUUUACUUUCUGGUUAUCUGUUUUGGUAUAAUUUCCUUACCCCUGUCAGGAUAAAUUUAUCUUUGAGUUUAUUAAUUAAAGGAAAUACAGUAUGGCCAUUAUAUUUUUUCCAUUAACAAAGACAUACCGGUAUUUAAUUUUUUUUUUUUUACAAGAGUGUUGUACAGUACUUUAUAACGAGUAAAACAGAAAUUGUAUAUAAAUAUCCUAAUACUGCAUACAUAUACAGUACAGUACAUAUUUUUCCUGUCUUUGAUAUCUAGUACAACAUAUGAUUGACAUAUAUCAUCUCCCAGUGAAAAUUUAAAAAGUUAUAUUUAGUUCCUACAUCUGGUUACUUUUCUUGAACUCCUAGGUAAAUAUUCUGUAUCUAUGUUUUGUUGACUUUGGGAUGAUGAUAAUAACUAUAACAACUGUAUUACUUUCUAUCAAAAAAUUUAUGGAAGUGUUAGUUAAAUUUGAGAGUUUUAGAAUGGGGAGAAAAAUUCAUUCCAUACAUAGAAUAGAAAUGACUAUGUAAACUACAGUCCAAUGCAGUGAGUUACAAGCAGUGGGGGACUACAUCUUGUAUUCUAUUGUAUUUUUGUACUACAUUCAUUGCAUGUUAUAAUGACUCGUGCAACAAAAUUUAAUUGUGCAAAACUACACCCGCAUACAGAUCUGUAUUUUUUAUGGCGUUAGUGAAAUUACAGGUAUAAAGUUUUACAGUAGAGUCUGACUAGUUUAAUUGCCUGUUGGGAUGAAACCAAGGAUAUCUGAAUAUAAAGACUCACAUGAGGUAAUAUUUUGAUCCUUGCUUAAUAAUUUUGAAAAGAAUUUAUGUACAUCUUUUUUUUGGUUUUAAGAAAGUAGCAUAUUGUAUAUUAUCUCUUAUGUGGAAAGGUUUGUGUGAUUAGUAUUAAGAUGAUGCAUUUGUUAUGGGUCAUGGGAGGUGAAUGUGUCCUCUUUGUGAUGACUGUCUUCACUACAGUAUAAAAAGAAUCUUUUAUGUGUGCACAACUCUCUUGUCUUGGAUUCAUGUGACUAUCAGGAACAGACUGAGGUUGUUUGGUUAUCAAAGCAUAUUGACAUGUAUAUAUUACAUACACAUUACAAACACUUACAGACACUAGUAGCAAUUUGACUGUGGUCCGACAAUCAUUCGGCACCUUAAUUUAUUUCAUUUGAAUUAAUUUGUUGCCAUUUAAAAUUCACAAAGUUCAUGCGAGUUGAGUCUACCCCCCCCCCCCCCCACUAUAAAACACACACAUUUGCCAGUUCAUCUGUUUAUCUCUUGUCAUUAUACCCAACACUAGGUCCAUGACCCUGUAACACCUUCAGGUCUAGUGUCUGGUCAUGAAUAGCAGCCCUUCCCAAUUGGAUUCAGAAAAUACAACUUCCCUCAUCCACUAUUCUGACUAUCUAUGCUUAUCUUUAUUCCAAAUUGAUCUGAUGGCUAGUCUUUACAUGGAAUAAUUUGAUUGUACUAAAUACUGAAAGGAAAAAAAAUGUAGUGAGUUCCCUGAUGUGGCAGCAGGCCUCACUUAGAAGCCAGCAUCCAAUAAACUUCUGUGAAUUAUGACAGCUGUUAAGAAUGCCAAAUGUUGGCAGAAUUUAGUAAUUAGCUUAAUUUGUGCAGAUAGUAGAGUUCUUACCGAGUUUUAAUUUUGUGUUCACAUGAGUCAAUGGUAAGGCAGAAUUAGCAGAAAUUUUCAUUGAUAAUGAUUGUGGUUGAAGCUUUCCAUUAUCAUGAUUGUGGUUGAAGCUUUGCAUUAUCCACUAUGUGGUAUAGCAAAUAAAUGGCUGUAAGAUAUAGUUGGAGAGGUAGACUAAUUUUUAAGGCUUUGAAAAUGGAUUAUUAUGAUAUAUUUGAUCUGCCUUUAUCUUGUAUGACUUCUUUCUGGUAUACAACAGAGUGGCUGAAGCAAGAUGUCUCUCAGUACCCCAGUAGCAGCACCUCAGCGCACACACACAGCUUCCUAUUGAUCCCCCGUCUUAUAUCCUCAUUUCCAUUUUCUAACCUUCCAUCAUUAUAUCCACAUCAUAACCCUGCACCUGGUCUGAUAAAUGUACAGUGUUUUAAUUUUGACACUUGUAAAAUAUAUUUGUUUUAUCUAUUUUCUUUCACUCUUGCACAUGCAGCAGCUCUUAGUAUUUUCAGUACAACAAAUUUAAUAUAUAAACCAUUCCCUUUAUAAAAUGUUCCUAACUUUAUUCUUCCUUCCUUACUAUGGUAUGUCCCUUAUCCGAACAUCAUUGAAGAAAUUAAUCUUGUUUGUACAGUAUCCAAUAACCAUUCUACUGCUUGAAGAUGAAGGUUUGACCAACUUAAUAUACACUGGAGUCUUUUGUACAUUUUUCAAUUAAAUUUUGUCAUAUCUUGUGACUCACA